This is a messenger RNA of Ahaetulla prasina, 2526 nucleotides long. Its product is annotated as steroid 21-hydroxylase. Gene Ontology annotation, molecular function: heme binding; steroid 17-alpha-monooxygenase activity; iron ion binding. The transcript is spliced from 10 exons. The record is from RefSeq and is a predicted model, not a curated record. The coding region runs from base 1 to 1296 and encodes 431 amino acids. Gene Ontology annotation, biological process: progesterone metabolic process; hormone biosynthetic process. NCBI's taxonomy places the organism in Eukaryota, Metazoa, Chordata, Lepidosauria, Squamata, Colubridae.
AUGUAUGAAAGCAAGCUAGGGGUUGUGGUUGUACUGAACAGCUCCGAAUUAAUUCGGGAGGCUUUGAUGCGAAAAUGGUCUGACUUCGCUGGACGGCCUCAUAACUUUCUGGCCCACUUGAUUUCCAAGGGAGGCAAAGACCUCUCGCUGGGGAACUACACGCCGACGUGGCGCUUGCAACGCAAACUCGCCCACGUGGCCUUCCAGCGUUGCCUGCGAGGAGACAUGGAGAAGAUUGUGCAGGACCAGGCUCAACAACUCACCAAGGUUUUCCACAGUUACAAUGGACAACCUGUGGAUGUGGCACACGCCUUUUCUCUGCAUGCUUGUGCAGUCAUCUCCAACUUGAUAUUUGGGGCAGUGGACAUUUCCACCAUCGAAGAAAUGCAUAACUGCAUGAUCGAGCUGGUUGAAAAUUGGAGCUCUGCUUCCGUCCAGAUUCUUGAUUUUCUUCCCAUCUUCAGGGUGGUCCCCAACCCAACUUUGCGGCAUCUGCUUUCCUGUGUCAAAAACCGGGAUGCCUUGAUCCAAACCCAGAUGAAGAAACACCAGGAGUCACGUAGCCCUUCAGAGAUCCAGGACAUGCUGAAUGACAUGCUGCAGCUUCUGCGUGACUAUGGCACUGAAAAAUGGGGGGAGACUGGCCUCUUGUUGGAUCACGUCCACAUGGCCAUUGUUGACCUGCUUAUUGGAGGCACGGAGACCACAGCGACCCUGCUCACUUGGGCUAUUGCCUUCCUAGUGCAUCGUCCUGAGAUUCAGGAGCAGAUCCACCAAGAGUUAACCACUGUCAUCGGAUUCCACCGUGAUCCGACCUACAGCGAUCAGGAGCAGCUGCCUUACCUCCGAGCUACCAUCUUGGAGACUUUGCGCCUGCGUCCAUCAGCACCCCUGGCUCUGCCUCACAUGACCAUCCGUAACACCAGUCUAUCUGGGUUCUCCAUCCCUAAGGGCACGACGGUCAUUCCCAACCUCUAUGGGGCCCAUCACGAUGAGACCAAGUGGCACCGUCCUCUGGAGUUUAGGCCAGAGAGAUUCCUGGAGGGUGAAGCCUCUGUUGAGGCCCGACGGAAUCUGGUGCCAUUCAGCUGUGGGGCGCGGGUAUGCCUGGGGGAAGCCUUAGCCCGCAUGGAAUCAUUCCUCUUCCUUGCUUACAUCUUGAGAGACUUCCAACUCUUGCCUGCGUCAGCCGGAUGCCUUCCUGACCUCAGGGGAUCAUUUCGAUUCCUUAUUCAUUGCAAGCCCUUCCUGGUGCGGCUGGUACCCCGGCCGAGGACCCCAAAGCUCGAAAAAUGAAGCCUCUCCUGCCCUUCCUGCUGGGCGAGAAAUGGAAAUCAUCCACCUGCUUUUUUGUUUAUAUGAUGUUGUUAAUGCUCACUGUCAUAUUAUGGAGGCUUGUUUUCCACACGAUUAUAAUGAGUUUGCCAGUAACUAAAGUUCAAAUCUAUGUGCAAUCCUUGUCCUUGGCAGGUUUGAACCAGUUCUUAUCAGACUCUACAUACUUCAUGGAGAGCUUGUUUUGUUAUUUCCAAGAGCUAGAAACUUUCAUCAUAGGAACUCCUAGUUCCUGAAAAUACUCAAAGAGGCACCCCUCUGCUACUGCCAUCAAGAUCCUUACUCCUCCUCCCUUAGUUCUCUUGGCAGUUCUCAACUUUGUAACCAAUGUAACCAGUCAUGCAUGGAUUUUAGGAUAGGUUUAAACUACAGGAGGUCUUCAUUUAGCAAUGUCCUGAUAGGAAUAUGGUGGCUUAAGUGGUUAGGAUGCUAGGAUGGAGGUUGGCAAGUCCAUGUUCGAGACCCAAGUGGAGCUCCCAUCAUUCACUCCAGCUCCUGCUGGGGACAUGAAAGGAGCCCUCAAAUGAGCAUCCCCAGGCAACGGCGAUGUCACUGGCUAUGCCUUUCAGCCUGGAAGCACCCUGGUGCUUCUGACAUGAGGGGGGGGGAAAAAAAAAGAGAGAGAGAGAGAGAGAGAAAGCAAUGUCCUAAUAGCCUCAUUUAAUAAUCAUUUGCAGUUAUCAUGGUAAUGAAAGAAUGAUCCAUAUGGCUUCCAUCCUGAUAUAAUUCUGGAAGCUAUUAAAGACCUGGUUAUUGUCUCAAGCUUUGCAACAGUGUGCUGUUGAGCUUCUAUUGGGUUAUUGUUGUUGCUUGAUAUGUUUGAUUUUAGACUGCUGCUACUUUUCAGGUCAUCUACUGUAGAGUCAUUUGAGAAUUAGAUAUACUGUAAAUAAAAUAAAUUAAAAUCAAUCCAAAGAGGAACAGGAGAUGUUUCUGAAUGCACAUUUGAUGCCCAUUUAACGCUCACUGCUAAUUCUGGUACAAAGUCCUGGUGAAGGACAACAGAGUUGGAAGCACCUUGGAGGUCUUCUACUCCAACCCUCUGUGCAAGCAGGAGAUGCUAUACCAGAUAUUCAAAUCUCUGUAGGUCCACCUAGCAGACUAGUGGAGAUCUGCAGUUCUGAAAUGCAUGCUCUCUGAAAAUUUGGAUCCUGAAUCAACUUCUGCUUCGUUCCUGUUGCAACUGGAGGA